Messenger RNA from Polyodon spathula (Mississippi paddlefish), 2373 nucleotides. It is a transcript of the gene tedc1, whose product is annotated as tubulin epsilon and delta complex 1. Lineage: Eukaryota; Metazoa; Chordata; Actinopteri; Acipenseriformes; Polyodontidae. The record is from RefSeq and is a predicted model, not a curated record. The transcript is spliced from 9 exons. Bases 410 to 1711 code for a protein of 433 amino acids.
AAAAUCAUUCAGGUCAGUGUCUAGGUUUGCACAGUCGAUAGUGCUGGGAAACCUCCCAAAGCUGCCGAGCUCCGGCUACGCAGACCGUGACGUCAGGCGCAGACUCCCAACUGCAACGCAAACUUUUUAGGAGGCGAACGCAGCCAGAGAUAUCCUUGCUGUUCUCUCGCUUGCACUUUGUAUACCUGCUCGAUAGGCGCAGGUAUCUGCGUGACCCGUCUGCUGAGGGCCCGCAGACAGUUGGAAAGAACAGACUUUGUCGCAAAUUUCCGCAGGUCUGCAAGUGAAAAGAACGCACGCAUCGCCAUGACAACCGCGCCAGAUUGUGGGUUUGCCGGGAACGAGAAUAAUUUUUUUUGUUAAACUUUACAAAUAAAAUAUAGUUAAAGUUAGCGCAGAGUGGAAGAAAAUGAUGCAACGUGAAGCAAACGUGAAAUUGAAGGAGGUAAUCUUCUCCCUUUGUAAACUAGUAGCCGGACUGGGAGUCGAAGCGGUGCCCAGUCCAGAAACCUUUAGGCGGGGCAAAUUCAACAGGAGAGACGGGACCGCUGAUUUGUGGAAGUUGUUGUACAGUCUUCUAAAACCACUACAUCCAGACUGUCCCUGUGUUUCAAACAAAGCUGAUCUUGCAUUGCAGGUUGAUUUUGUGAAGUCGGUGCUUUUGCACUAUGGCUAUGGAGUCCAGGAGCUGUAUCAGCUCCCAGCUGAUGGAUCGGAGGGGAGUCGAGAGCUCCUGCUAGCCCUGUCCUGGCUCUUUCACAAGAUUAACCUUCUGGAACAGCUGCUGUAUAAAACUCGACUCAGCCUUGGGGAUGAGACAACACUCAGUUUGGGAGGCACUCCUCUGGUCGAGGACAGUCCCGGGCUCUCGGCAGUGCGGGAAGGAGGUGGGGGUGGUGCCAGGUACCUGGAGUGGCUGCAGGGACAGCUGCGUUUCCACUGGAGGGCGCUCCACGCAGCUCAGGAAGAGAAGGCUGCACUGCUCUAUAAGAUUCAUACCUACACCAAAGGAUGUCACAGCGACCCCUCAAUCAGCCAUCUUUCUGUAGCAGAAACCCGUUUGAUCAAAGGCCCUCGGCAGCAGAGCAGGAUGCUGAUGCUACUGGAGUCUGAAAUCACGCUACUGGAGAGCUAUCUGGAAUGGAAGCGGCUGGAGCCAUUGUACUGGCGUUGGAUGGAAAGUGUAUUAGAUGCCAAACUUGCUGAUGAUUCUCAGGAAGUUCUCAAUGCAGAUACUGUUGCCAUGGCAUCAGGAGUCAAGAGGAAAGACAAAGACAGUUGCCAAAGAAACCAAUCUAUGAAGAGAGAAGUGGACCAGCUCAGCAAGGAGUUGUUAGAGUUAAAGUGGGGGCUACAGCGAGAGGCAUCUACCAAGAGAGCCUCCUGGUGCAAACGGGUAGAACACAAAGAGCAGGAUAUACCCUUGAACCCUGAGGAGUUUGGUGCCAUUGCCCUGAAACUGCACGACAGAGUGGGGCAGAAACUGUCUGCUCUGAGGUGCAACAACGUCAAGCCAGCAACCAACACCACUUACAGACUGCUUCUCCAAGAAACAACAAAACAGAAGACACUUCCUGUGCAUUCAGGAGAGACUGAGGCGUCACAGAUUGUUCCACUAUCAAUGUGUACUUCAUCCCCUGUUGCUCAGAAGCAUCCCCAGGCUUGGAGCCGAGCAGCAUGCAUUGUUGAAAUAAGCCUACCUUACUGCUAGAUUCAUGAAAAUACCUGACGAGUUGGUUUUAUGUUCUCACCAAUUGAUUAUUUUCCCUCUACCUAUGCAUUAUUUCACAUUUUUGACGCAAAAACUAUUAAAAAAAAUAUAUAUAUAUAUGGGAUUCUCUUCUACGCUGGAAUAGAAAAUACACUUUUAGGAAAAAACAUAAAAGGACGGUACAAAAAACCUACAACUGUUUGUUCAUCCAAAGCGAAUGUCCCCACAGAUCCCUGGAUCCUCCAGCGCUAGUGCACACAGUUCAAUAGUUAUCAUUAAUGUUAUUUAGCAUAACUUACUGGGAGUAUCUGCCUUUAUGUGAAGCUUAUUUUUUUUAAAUGUAUUUUGAGAAUAUUACUCUAAAUUGAAAAAUACUUUAUGAUGAACAGAACAUCUUAUUUGCUUACUUAAUGUAGGCUUAAAUGCCAAAUAUCCAUUUGAAGUUAAAUUAUUUAUUGCCAUUUCUUUUUCUAUACUAUUCUGCAGCUUCUGUUGACAUAUGUCAUGGCAUCCCCUGUGUCGUCAUACUGAUCAAUCAGUCAAUCUUUAUUUUAUAUAGCACCUCUCAUAGUGGACCAUUAUCAGAAAGAUACAGUAACAACAAGAAAAUCCAUAAUACAGUGGAAAGUGCACAAUACACGAUAGUAGCAUAAUACAUGAAA